AUGGCCCUGAGAUUGAUCUUUCCAUCCACGUCUAUGGCAUCGGAGGAUUCACCAGCACGCUCACGAAACUCGUUAACUUAUUUAAUGCGAUGUAUCUUCUAUAUAGGCAUACGAAAGCCGCCGCAGCGCUUCUUUGUCAUCUACAUCCUGUGGUCGCUGGUCCUCAAUAUAAACUCGACCUUCUACCAACCUAUUGGCUUCGUGAUCGGUGUAAUCAUUAACCUGAAAGAGUUUUCGCCUGGCGAGUUUCUCACCUCAUUACAGGUAGUAUUCAAUGUGUGGACGUGCGUGAUCAAGGUGCUGAUUCUAUGGGCCCUGCUCAAGCGUUUGGACCAAGCAGCAGUCCUGCUGGAUAAAAUGGACAAGCGCGUGACUCAGCCGAGUGAGAGACGGAUGAUACAUCGGGCCGUUGCACAGAGCAAUCGCGCCUUCUUACUGUUCUUGGGCGUUUAUAUCAGCUAUGCAACGACUACAUUUCUAUCUGCCGCCAGGCAUGGUCGCCCUCCUUAUCAGAACUACUUUCCGUUCCUGGAUUGGCGAGCCAGCGCUUGGAAAUUUUGGUUGCAAACGUUUCUCGAGUAUUUUGCAAUGCUUGGCGCCUGCUUUCAGGAUGCCUGUGUUGAUUGUUAUGCAAUUAGUUUUGUGCUACCAUUGCGAGCUCAUGUCAAUCUUUUGGCGAACCGUUUGCGUCAGCUUGGCCGAACUACCAACGAUACCCUGAAUUCGGAGCAGCACUAUCAGGAGCUUAUCAAUUGUAUACUGGAUCAUAAGCUUCUUUUGCGAUAUGCUGAUGUUAUAAGCCCUGUUAUAUCGGGCACUAUUUUCGUUCAAUUGCUGGUAGUGGGUGUAGUGCUGGGCCUAACACUGAUCAAUCUUGUUUUCUUUGCAAGCGUAAGCUCUGGUAUUGCUGCUUUUUUUUUCUUAAGCUCUGCAUUGAUUGAGACAACGCCAUUCUGUAUACUCUGCACCUAUUUGACACAUGAUUGCAACAAUCUUUCGGAUGCCCUCUUCGGGUCGGGGUGGAUGGACGAAGAGCAGCGGUAUAGGAAGACCGUACUCUAUUUUUUACAGAAGCUGCAGCAGCCUAUCAGCUUCAAGGCUAUGGGAAUCUUCACUAUAUCUGUGGGCACGAGCAUUAAGGUGACGAAAUUUGGAUUUUCAGUGUUCGCAUUGGUUAAGCAAAUGAACUUAGCGGAAAAGAUGUUAACGAACAAGAAAUAG
Molecule: messenger RNA, 1221 nt
Organism: Scaptodrosophila lebanonensis
Lineage: Eukaryota; Metazoa; Arthropoda; Insecta; Diptera; Drosophilidae
Product: odorant receptor 42a-like
Exons: 3
Coding region: 1-1221 (406 amino acids)
Biological process (GO): sensory perception of smell; detection of chemical stimulus involved in sensory perception of smell
Cellular component (GO): plasma membrane
Molecular function (GO): olfactory receptor activity; odorant binding
Source: RefSeq, a predicted model, not a curated record